Messenger RNA from Cadophora gregata, 2136 nucleotides. It is a transcript of the gene MEK1, whose product is annotated as Meiosis-specific serine/threonine-protein kinase mek1. The record is from RefSeq and is a predicted model, not a curated record. Gene Ontology annotation, cellular component: nucleus; cytoplasm. The transcript is spliced from 7 exons. The coding region runs from base 1 to 2136 and encodes 711 amino acids. Gene Ontology annotation, molecular function: protein serine/threonine kinase activity; protein binding; ATP binding. Gene Ontology annotation, biological process: protein phosphorylation; meiotic recombination checkpoint signaling. Lineage: Eukaryota; Fungi; Ascomycota; Leotiomycetes; Helotiales; Ploettnerulaceae.
AUGCCCCGACCUUUUCAAAGUGAUGUUUCAAAGGACGAUGAGGAUCUCAACAAUGCGCAGAAACCUGUAGGAUUACUCAGAUGGGAGAACUUACAAGGCCAAGUUACAGAUGAAGUACCCAUAAUCUACGGCACGGAAUUGGUUGCUGGGAGAGAUCCAGGUCCAAGUCCAGGCUCAGAUCCAGCUUCAAUCCAGAAAUUCUUCAUCCCAGAUGAUACGAGUCGCCCAUUUGUCUCCAAGAGACAUUUCCGCAUCUACUCUAUCAUAUUCGACAAAAAUGAGCGGUCCGUACAACCUCUGAUCUAUUGCGAAGAUCUUGAGUCUACAAAUGGUACGUAUGUAAAUGAAUUAUGUAUUGGAAUGAUCGGUCGCGAAAGAAUUGCACAUCUUCUAUGCCAUGGCGAUGUAAUCGAAGUGCGUCCACACUGGCGAUUCCGACUGUAUCAGCCUUCCUGGUACCCGACGAGUGAUAACAAAGGGCAACCUGAAGAUCUGGAGUACUUUCGAGACCGGUACAUCGUAUCAAAUCGCAUGUUAGGCAGUGGCCAAUAUGGUGCUGUUUUCCUGGCGACCGAGAAGGCAACGUUCAAGCAGACCGCAUGCAAGGUCAUAGAUUUCAGGAGCUCUGCAGAUCAGAGACUACAAAUAGCCAAUAAGUCACUCGAUGAAACUGACACCAGAGAGUUAUCUGCGAAUGAAAAAGCUACUGUCAAGCGCGAGAUAAGCAUUCUCUCCCAACUCAGCCAUCCCCAUGUUGUCAACCUCAGAAAAGCGUUCUGCUCCGAUACGACCAUGUACGUAUUCACGGAUCUUGCCCCAGGAGGCGAUCUCUUCUCUUACAUCGAUGCCAACGGAGGCCCACUCACUGAUUGUCAUACUCGAAUUGUCCUUAGACAGCUCGUCAUGGCCGUGCAGUACCUACAUUCGGAAGGCAUUGUUCACCGGGACAUCAAGCCAGAAAACGUACUCAUUAUGCAUACUGAUCUCGGAGGUCGUGUUGUCUUGACCGACUUUGGCUUUGCAAUAGACGCCCGUCAAAAUCGUGGAAGGAUGAUGUCCAAGCUAGGCACACCAGGAUAUUGCGCACCUGAGGUAGAUACCAUCGAGCCUUCUAAUGUUGGCUACACUUCAGCUGUUGACAUGUGGUCGCUCGGUGUGGUGACUGCGGUCUUGUUGACGAAUGAUGCUAUAUUGCCGCGGGACAGCACAUCAGUCAGCCAGCUAGAGCUUGUGAAGCUCUUCCAUGGAUUGGAAGAUGGAACCAAACAAGAGAUCUGGGAGAAUUUAUCCUUACGGGCAUUGAGGUUUCUUCAGAAACUGCUUGUCAUCAAUGCAGCUGAUCGACUCACAGCCACAGAAGCACUGGAACACUCAUGGUUCACCAAACCUCCCUCGGAAGCAGCGGCCAUCAAAGAUUGUUGUGCGAAGAUAAUCCGGUUCUGGAAGCAACGCGACAAUGAUGAAGUAAUUGAAAGUCUUCCCCAUUCCCGCCAAAGCCAGCAGGACGAGCAUUAUCGCCAGGCAUCAAGGUCCAAGAAAAAGUUUCCUGACACUUCGUCUGUAUAUUUUUCUCUGGACCGGCACCUUCGUCCUCCAAAAGCGUCCCAGAGGCGGACUUUGCUACAAGGUCUCAGCAAAACGGGAUCACCUUUCGUGGCCACUUUGAAUUAUCCAAGGGCUUUUCAGCCUCAGAUCAUGUCGACCUACGGAAACGAUAUCUUUGGCAAAAGUCCAGAUACCCAACGUGAACACAAGCCGCCAAGUGACUUCAAUUCGGUGUCACACAUGUCAACAACUCCUACCAUACCGCUAUCCGAGAGGAAUGUUCUACCCAAUCUGGCUGAGUGUGAGGCUACCGAUUUAACUCUCGACUCUGUAUCGAGGAUAGACGCGGAAAGCGUAGAUCUGAAGAGUGAUUUCAAAAACGUUAACCGGAAGCGUGUGAGGUGGGAGUCGGAAGAUCCCGAAGAAAAUAAUCUUCGGGACGAGGUUGCGAACAUUGGACCCAAAUGGCAGAGUGCAAGAGAUUUCGGAAUCGCUGUUAGGAAAAAGAAGAUGGAAAUCGAACAAUUUCGCGAUAAGGGAGAGCCAACUCACCCGAGUCUUACCAUCAGAACUUCAUCACGAUCUGUUUAA